Geodia barretti is the source of this 351-nucleotide messenger RNA. The record is from the annotation of a GenBank genome assembly. Lineage: Eukaryota; Metazoa; Porifera; Demospongiae; Tetractinellida; Geodiidae.
UCUGUUUGUCUGUUUGUCUGUUUGUCUGUUACUCUGUAUCUCACUCCUCGAACGUCUGUUCGUCCCAGAAACGAUACCAUCUACCCAACGGGCGACGAAGGGUAUGGGUAUCGACAUAGACCCCACCACCCUCUUCAGUACCAUGUUUGGAGGAGGAAUGGGAGGAUUCAGUUUCACUGGAGGUCAUUGUGGGCGGAGCCACACAUUCUCCUUUGGUGGUGGACCUGGAGAGUAUACCUACAUGUUUUAACUCUCUCUCUCUCUCUCUCCUUCAUCAAGACCCACACCUCAUUAACUCUCUCUCCUUCCUCUCCCUCUCCUUCAUCAAGACCCACACCUCAUUCUGAACUC